UUUACCUAAAGAAUUCUUGUUAUUUUACAGGGGCCAGUCCCGGCUGUUUGAGGGCCCUGUCUAUGAAGUUUAAGACAACACAUGUUCCCCCCGGGGACACCCUGGUUCACCGUGGCGACGUACUGACGGCUCUCUACUUCGUGUCCAGGGGCUCCAUAGAAAUCCUCAGGGAUGACAUCGUUGUUGCUAUUUUAGGUAAAGAUGACAUAUUUGGUGAGAACCUCUGUCGUUACGAGACGGUCGGUAAGUCCAGCUGUAAUGUCCGAGCUUUGACCUACUGUGACCUUCAUAAGAUUCACCGUGACGACCUACUAGAAAUCCUGGACAUGUACCCAGAAUUCACCGAACACUUCGUCAGGAAUCUAGAAGUCACCUUUGACCUCCGUGAUGUUGAUUUGGAUCAAUGGCGAGAGGAAACUGACAUGGGAAGGGGGAAUGCACUGAGAAGGAGGAAAAAUAUACGAUCUUACCACUCUGAUACGGGGAGUGCAGGUCAAGACGACGUUUCACACGAAUAUAAAUUCCAACCAUCGAGAUCGCGGCGUCUUCGUCGUGAUAAACUCAGUGAAGACGGGCCGACAGUCUCCAUGUCCUUUGAGGAUUCUUCUGAUGAGGAGAUCCGAGAAAGUGGGGCAGGGAUCCUGGAAUUUUCCCCAGCCAAGGCGGGGAUGGAUGUCACACCUGCGACAUUUUCCGAGUUUAAUAGGAAAGAGGACAGGAAACAGACUUCUGGUUUCUCCUCUAUCGCAGGCGCGUUUGCCAAUGUCAAUAACCUUGUCAGUGCUGUGACAGGUCGCUGUGACAGCGGGAAGUCUAGUGAACCGGAUAUGACCCCUCUACUGGAGGAACACAAAGCUCAGCCAAAAAGACAAUCGAGUUCCAGUGUGCCAAAGUCUACGUCCUCCAUGACGAUUCCUGUCUCAACCCCUUCCCCGUUAUCAGAUGACCUCCGUCACUCUGGGGAGAAUGGGACCCUCAUUCCACGACCGUCUUUCAGUCACUAUGAGCAAUCCCAGCACUCCCAGGAAAUGGAGAGAAGAAUGGAAGAUCUGGCUAGACAACUGACGAGGUUGGAGAACAAAAUGAACUCGGACAUGGCCAUGAUUCUCCACAUCCUACAGUCCCAGAAUGGGGAGCGUGGUUACCAUGGUGAUGGCACCACCACCCCUCUGUCUGACAACCCGCCCCCUAACUACAGCCACGUGAACAGUCCCUCUGAAUCAGAGGAAACGUUUACACACGGGGCCAUGUUCCAAAGACAAGAAAGAGUGAUACAUGAGGAGUCUCCAUGGGAACGACGAUUAGAGGACGUGUACGUGUCCCCAGUGUCUGGUCACGAGGCUUCCAUAGCAACAUCUACAGAAACACCUGAAUCAACCAAUCAGAAAACAGGACACAAACAAAAUCUUCCCACAGCUGAAAAAUACCAAAAUGUCUACCCUCCUAUGGAAGGGAGAGCACCACUAGUGGAGGAAGAGAUUUCUCUCCUAGGACCAGAGUUAUCUGCCCCUGUAGUGGAGGAAGAGUUAUCCUCCCUGGCACAGGAGAGGGCAGAACGAGACAGACUGGGGAUAGUUCUUAGUGACAGCUGUGAAGGUGACAUGGCAGGGUCAGUAGUUAAAGGGUCAGAGGACAAAAAUGUAGACCCUGGAAAGACUAAGGGGGGUGACAUGCGAGAGGGGGAAUCCGUUAGCAGAAGGACGGACACAUCUGGUGGGGAUUACCUGUAUUCUGACUUCUCGCCACAAACCAGAAGGAGGCUAGGAAUUCCCUUAGACAUAGACCCCAAGCAGACAUUUGUAUAAAUAUAACUAUGAAUUUUUCCUAACAUUUAGUGGCCAAAAGAAACAAACCAAGUACUUAUUGUCCGUUGUUUGGAUAAAUGUCUCCAGAAAAGUGAGGUGCAGUGCAGAAGGAUGAGAAUGAGUGAAUCUGAUGGGAAAUUUUACUUUGUAAAAGUGUUGCCCAGUUCAAGGCUGUGAUUGAGAUGUUACUAUUUGGGUGCAAAUCUUGUGAUAAUCAUAUGUUUGAGAAUGAAAAUGUGUGUAGAAGUUUGUGUGCAGUUGUACAAAACACAGGAAUCAAUUUUUGAGCCAGGAUAAAAGAUAGGAUGUGGUUUUUGUAAACACUAAGUGUGGUCAUUUUUAUGAAAUUGACUUCUGUGUUGUUAAGUUCACUAAACUUCAGAGAGCCUUUAAGGAAAAUCUGACUUUUGACCUCUAAGUAAGACCUGACCUUUACUGUACGUAAAGCAAGGAUACUCCUUAUUUAUAUGUCCUAAUAUCUGGUCUAAACUUUAAAAAAAAAAACCAACAGGGCCACAGAUACAUGUAAUUGAGUACCCCAAAUAUAAAUCAUACUUCUCCAGUUAAUUGAGUGCCCCAAUGUAAAGCUGAACUGUCAAUACCCGAUUGUAAAGCUGAUACAAUUUUUUUUCCAAUGAGGAUUCACAGAUUUCCUAGGCCUGGUUCAGUUAGCUGGAAGUGCAAAACAGCCUAAAAUACCACAUUCAGGAAUGUUAAGAAAUGAAAAUAUAACUUAACUGUGUACGGGAGAAAAUAGAAUUGAAAAAAAAAAAAAAUGAAAGAAUGAAUGUUUAGAUUUUAUAUUUACGUUUUAGAUGAAAAUAUAAAAACACUGUGUGCUAUGAAGCAUUGAUAUUGAAUGAAUGUGUGGAUUUUACUUCCUUUUAUAAUGUAUGUUAAUGUUGACACUGAUCUUUAGACUGUGAUGAUUAUUAUUGCAAUCAUUCUACAUGUAGAUGUACAGUUAACUUUUUGAUUUGAAAAUGUUUGCAAAACCAUUAUGAUUUCAGAGUAGUGCUGCAAGUUUAGAGAGAAUAUGUGAAAAUUUUGAUGUUCCUAAAUACAGAACCCCCAAGUCAUUCCCCUAAUGAUAAUUUGUAUAUGAUGUACUUAAUAUGUAACCUAUAUAUAUCUAGUAAUCAGUUAGAAAUAUACUAAAAAGUGUUAA
Messenger RNA from Saccostrea cuccullata (small rock oyster), 2973 nucleotides. RefSeq names its product potassium voltage-gated channel subfamily H member 2-like. Gene Ontology annotation, molecular function: inward rectifier potassium channel activity. The transcript is spliced from 8 exons. The record is from RefSeq and is a predicted model, not a curated record. The annotation marks the transcript as partial. NCBI's taxonomy places the organism in Eukaryota, Metazoa, Mollusca, Bivalvia, Ostreida, Ostreidae. Gene Ontology annotation, biological process: potassium ion transmembrane transport; membrane repolarization during action potential. Gene Ontology annotation, cellular component: plasma membrane.